UCAACCAGCAGUUUAUGGUAAGAGUAGAAUUAUGUGAAGGAUGGCUGCUGACCGAGUAAACUUUGGGUAAAUGAUUGGUGAGGUCAGAUCUGGCCUACACAGCGUGGGAGGGAUCUUUUCUGUCUUUGAUCUGGUGGAAAGUCAUGUGACCCAAAUACUUUGUCUCUGACAAGACUGAAGGAUGUGGUGCUUUUUAGAAGCAAUGACUUAUACAAUACACAAUACCUUUACACUAAAAGUUCAUUGCAGUCUGAUGAAAUGUUUCACAAGUGUUAUAUGUUCUUUUGCAGUUUAGUACCAAUCUGUGCUUUAUUUACUGGACUGCAUUACUGCCCCCUUUAAGCAGGAAGACUCAGACACCAGCUGAUAUUGGAGGGUGUAGUUGAUCAUUAACAAGCAGCUCCAAUUUAUUUUGAACAGUGAUGCUGUCGGGUAGCACUUUACUUCCUUCUAGGAGACAGUGACUACCUGUCCACUGCUGUUUGGAACUCAACUAUGCACCCCCACCACAGCUCUCAGUCCAGACUGGACCAUCUCCCCUCUGAAGGUCCAGUGGGUCCUAGUCACCCCAGGUCACCCAGAUCUCUGGUGCGCGCGACUGAUCAGUCAGCAUCAACAUAUAUGAGCUUCCCCAAGGAAUCUACACAGUCAUGUCCAUCCACAAGCCGAGACUGGCACUGUCCGGUCUGCCUGCAGACGGCCAGCUUCCCAGUCCAGACGAACUGUGGCCAUUUGUUCUGCGCUCCCUGUCUGAUCGCCUACUGGAGACAUGGGUCCUGGUUGGAUGCAAUCAGCUGCCCUCUCUGCAGACAGAAGGUCAGUGUGUUGUGUAAUCUAUUUAACGAGAGUCGAUCGGACCAGUCAAAGGAAGUUCUUGGGGAAAUCACAGACUACAACAAACGCUAUUCUGGAACCCCGCGAAGGGUAAUGGAUUACCUGUGUGACGCACCCCUCCUCCUGCAGUUACUGGCCCGAGGCCUGGGCACCAUGGGAGGACUCGUGUGGCUGUUUUUCUUCAGAGUGGCCCUGUGCUGCGUGGGGACUGUGGUGUCCAUUUCCUCCCCUCCUCUUGCCCCUGUCUCCUCAUCAGGAAACCCCUUGGAGGCAGACUCCUCCCUCUGUGGACUGCUGGGGGUCCUGGAUGACCUCGUGGUGGUCAUCCUGCUCCUUAUCUGUGUCAUCAACAUUAACCAGCGAAUGGCACCAGAGAGUAGAGAACACUCAACACAUGCUACAACCCCACAAGGAGUAAUUGGGAGUUCACUGUAGACAGAUGCUGCUGGAGAGCAUCAGUACAAGCUGUUUGACAUGGACUUUCAUUGGAUUUUUUUUCCUUCUGGCUGAAGCUAGUUGGAUUAGUGGACGCAAACAUAUUGACAACAGCGUAACAUGCAACGGUUGAGAUGUUAGACGGCAUCUGAGCCUCUCAGACGGUUUGUCAAGUGUUUACAGAGUACUCUUAUCUAAAAUACAAUGCCAUGCAGUGUGCUGGUUCAGCUGCAGUCACAAAUCCUCAUUCCUUAAGUUCUUGAGGCCUAAAGUGCUUGUGGCUGGGAGCAAAAUAUUCAGCGUCAAUUUAAAAUUGCAAUUUGAUCCUUUAUAUUUUAAUCAUAAUCCAUUUUUUGCAUCUUUAGAAAGAAAAAAAUGGUAAUGUUUUUUAAUCCUUUUUACCACUUUCUAUCUGCAAGCUCAACAUAAGCGGUCACGUCAGUACUGUUAUAUUGACAUCUAUGUAAAUAGUUGAUAUUGUAUGAAUUAGUUUUUAUGUGUAAAAUAAAGAAUAUUUAUUGUCUUA
Micropterus salmoides (largemouth bass) is the source of this 1795-nucleotide messenger RNA. Its product is annotated as RING-HC_RNF170 domain-containing protein. The transcript is spliced from 6 exons. The record is from RefSeq and is a predicted model, not a curated record. NCBI's taxonomy places the organism in Eukaryota, Metazoa, Chordata, Actinopteri, Centrarchiformes, Centrarchidae. Gene Ontology annotation, molecular function: ubiquitin protein ligase activity; metal ion binding. Bases 496 to 1269 code for a protein of 257 amino acids.